Hyphopichia burtonii NRRL Y-1933 is the source of this 1439-nucleotide messenger RNA. RefSeq names its product Ncs2p (gene NCS2). Gene Ontology annotation, biological process: tRNA wobble position uridine thiolation. NCBI's taxonomy places the organism in Eukaryota, Fungi, Ascomycota, Pichiomycetes, Serinales, Debaryomycetaceae. The record is from RefSeq and is a predicted model, not a curated record. Bases 69 to 1427 code for a protein of 452 amino acids. Gene Ontology annotation, cellular component: cytosol. Gene Ontology annotation, molecular function: tRNA binding; sulfurtransferase activity. The transcript has a single exon.
AUGGUUUAAGAAAAAGUUAUACAGACUACACUAUUCUUUAAGAAGUAAGGUUUUCAAAAUACUUAAAGAUGAAUCAGGCCAAUUCAGCACUUCCAAUUCAGUAUAUCAACACCUCAGAAGAGGCCGAGAAAUCUAUCUGUCAAAGAUGUAAGACCGAAGAUGCCAUACUUAUAUCAAGAAAAGAGAAAUUUUGCCAACGUUGUUUUGUGAGGUUCAUUAGAGGAAAGCAAAGGAAACAAAUGAACGGAGAUAAGUUCAGAGUGAAAUAUGGAGAAGUUGCUGAAAAAUUAGGACAUCAAAAGAUUCUUCUUGCAUUAUCUUGCGGAGUUUCGUCCAUAGUAUUAUUUGACGUUAUUGCAUCCUUAUUGAAAGAACAACUGGAAGGCCAUAAAGGUAAGCAGGGUUUUGAGUUAGUGCUAUUGAAUUUGGACGAAUUUGAGUUGAAAUCUUUAGACAAUCACGCCAAAAAAGUCAUACCAAACCUUUUGAAACGUUUUGAAGGAAUCGAUAUUCAAUACAAGAUCUUAAAUCUCCAGUCUUUCAUUCUAGACCAGUCCUUAUUACAAAAGAUAAAGUUGACUAAACAAUUUUCUGCAUUUAGCGAAAAGAUCGAUUCAUCAGAAUCGUAUUCAAUGGAAAGUAUAUUGAAUCUUUGUCCUAAUAAGUCGUCAGUGGAAGAUUUUUUAACUGUUGUUUAUGACGAAUUAAUUUUGCGUACGGCAUACUUGGAGAACUGUGAAACCAUAAUCUAUGGUCAUAGUAUGACCAGAUUAGCGAAUGAAAUCCUCGGCUUAACCGUUAAGGGUAGGGGUUCGUCGAUUCAUGAGGCCAUAGCAGAUCAUACGGUGACCUACAGAGGAAAAAAAUUCGAAAUCCAGUAUCCUUUAAGAGAUGUUUUAUUGGCAGAAAUCAUUGCAUACAGUGAGUUGGAAGAUUUAGACCAGUAUCAAUUAAAAUCAACCAAACCAGUCUCGAAAAUCACCAAAAAUAUGACAAUCAGAGAUAUCACAACUCAAUACUUCAAUCAUUUGGACAAUAAUGGAUACGCUUCGACUGCAUCAACCGUUGUGAAAACCGGAGAAAAAUUAGGGCCUCCAAAAAUCGAUGGCUCAACAACAAACUGCCAAUUAUGUGGAGUGGAAAUUCAUCAUAACCCAAAGGAUUGGUUAAGACGUAUCACCGUGAGCGAAGCAAUGCCACUAGAAACAGAAGAAGAGGAAGACUAUAAAAAACAGUACUUACAAUUAUUUGGUAAUUACGAAAACGAAGACUACUCUGAUAAAGACCCAGUUAAUGUUUGUUACGGUUGUAUAGUCUCUUUGGGUGGCAUAAAACCAGAUUCGGGAUUCAUAUGGCCACUUAAAACAGAUAAAGAAUCAGAACAUGAUAUUCUUAAUGAAUAUAUCUUGACCGACGACGAAGACUAAGUAGUUUCAAAU